Molecule: messenger RNA, 3632 nt
Organism: Vitrella brassicaformis
Lineage: Eukaryota; Vitrellaceae
Source: the annotation of a GenBank genome assembly
AGACACGUACGUUUUGUAUGUGAGAGGAAAUGUUCAUUAUCGUCACCCACACACACCUGCACAGAUCCAUCCGUCCAUCCAUCCCUCCAAUGAAUGCCACAAGGCCGGCAGUAAGUCAAAUGGCAUGUAUGUCGCGUCUUCACAUCUUGGCCUCCUUCACCAAGUCGCGCUCGUCCCAGAAGGCCUCUUCUCUCUUCCACUUGAGCGUCUGCCGCCUACUCACACACACACACAUACACACACAAACACACACACGGAGGGAGGGAGGGAGGGAGGGAGAGAGGGAGGGAGGGAGAGAAGUUUGUGUCGGUCUGUGUGUGUGUGCGGCAGAGUUAGUACUUGAUGGCCUCCUCCCUCCUCUCUUUAGCGGCCAGCUCCUGCUUCAGCAGCGCCUGGGAAUACGCACUGCAUCCACACCACACACCACACACCACACACCACAAAACGACACACAGUCAGUCCAUUCGUUCGUAUAGAUCAGCACUGUGGGCGGUGUCCUGACUGACUUGUAGAUGAGUGCCGUCCGCCUCUUCGACAGGAGUGCCCGCAGGCGGCCCAUGACGUGGUCAUGGUCGAUGUAACAACCUGAUCAGGCACACACACACUUCCACAGGCGAGUGUGUGACGGCGUGUGCGUCGGCCCACCGACCCACCUUGAAGCAGUCUGUUUGUGUCGGUGUAGGCCGUCCGGCCGUGAGCUAUCCUGCCCGCAGCCGCACAGCACGACAGAAGAACAUGCCUCGCCCCUUUGUGUGUGGCAUGGUGGUUCUGAUGGUUGCUGGCGUGCCUGUGGUUGUCAAAUAUGAGCAGGUCGCCUUGCUGCAGCCGCACCUUCACCUACACACACACAGAGGGAGAAGGAGAUACAAUCACCCACAUGUGUCUGUGUGUGUGUGUGUGUGCGGAGACCAUGUAUCGGUCGUUGUUGAGCAUCGCGCCCAUCCUCUGCCACGCGACGUGCUGCUGCUCGUCCGUCGACCCAUCAGCCGCCUGAAUGCCAUGCAGGAAUGUGCGUGUAAGCUGUGUGUUCAGGCGCCCACUCACCCACCUUUGCGGGGCUUGCCGAGCGGUUAUUGUAGACGAUGCGCCUUACGCGGCCUGCAUCCUCUCACACACAUAACAUAGGUGUAUGUGCGUGGGCAGAUAAAGUGUGUGUGAGAGGAUGCAGGCCUAGGGAGGGGGGGAUACCUACCGCGUCGAUCCACAUCGAUUGGUGGCCUCUCUGCGUACAUGUCGACCUCGUUGAACCGCGUGUGUGCGUCGGGGGGGCUCUGGACCAACAGCGGCUCUUCCUUCUUGACCUCUGCACACACACCACACACACACACACACACACGAAGAGGCAAUGCCCAGAUGUGUGUGUGUGGGGGGGGAUGUACCGUCUUGUCCGCCGAACUGGUCUGGCCUCUCCUGCUUGAUGCUCUCUUGGAGGGCCUUCAGCCGCUGUGUUGAUGCAUUCACACACACACGCACACACGCGUGUGCAGGUUUGUAUGUGUGUGCGUGCGUGUGUGUCUCACCUUUUCCAUCGGGUCAGUGACGUCCACAUAAUGAAACGGCCAGGGCCUGCAGCACACACACGCACACAGAGAGAGCCAGAGAGACACACAUGCGGGCUGUGCUGUGCUGUGCUGUGCUCAACUGUGUGAGCGUGUUGAAGUCCUCCGGCCAUCUCUCGCGUAUGUCGUUGGCCACAGCAAAGCCGUCACUCAGCAAUGUCACCGCCUCAUCUUUGCGCACGCACACACAGAGGUAGAGAGAGCGAGAGAGAUCGAGAAGGAGCGAGAGCGUCAUACCGUUGUGUGCCGGCUGGAUGCAGUGGAGCAGCUGCACGCCUGGGAUCGGCUCUGCACGACACACACACACACACACACAUCCAUCCAUCAAUCCAUCCAUCCAUUUUGAUAAGGACGCAUGCGCACCUCUGUAAGGAUUGUCUGUGUGGCAGCUGAGCGCCCUGUCUGUGUAGGCAAGAUUGUUGGCCGCUGUGUCCCCGACUGCAUACACAAAGACACACACAGAGACAGGCAUGCAGAGAAGACAAGACACACUCGUGUCAUGUGCACUCACCCACCUGUGCAGACGUCAAAGGCCCGGCCGUACUUGGUCUCCCGCACAUAGCCGAACCACUCGGCCGCUCGCAGCACCUGCACACACACACACACAUCGGUGUGUACUGAUCUGUAUGCGAUGCGAUGAUGUGUGUGCGGACCGUGUUUGUGUCGUGUGUGAGUCCCCUGAUCAUGACGACCCCGUCGCGCCAGAGAGAGAGCAGCACCCACAGCUGACUGUCAUAGCUGCCGUUCAUUGCAUUGCCACACACAUAGGGGCGGACGGAUGGAUGGAUGAAUGGAUGGAUGGGCAGCUCUGUGCUGUGUGGACGUGUCUACCGCUGUGUGCCGCCGCCGAUUUGAUCCCAAUCGUACACACAGAUGCCGCCCGAAUGCUCAGACACCGAUGGCACAAUCGCACUGCACACACACACACACACACACAUAUCCGUCCAUCCACCCCUCUGUGUGCGCGUGGUGUGUGUGUGUGUGCGUUCGUACGGUGGCGGCUUCUUGCCGUCGCCCUCUUGAUCAGCCUCAUCGUGAAUGUUGGCGUAUCCCCCUUCCGCGAGCUGCUGCAUGGCCGCAGCGAAGGCCUCGUUGCGCACCCGCAGGUCGCCUGACCGCCAUGGCGCCCGCACCUACACACAUUCGCACACCUAGAUGGAUGGAUGGAUGGAUGUGUGUGUGUGUGCGCUUAAUACAGAGUCGAGGACGUCCGUGAGCGACUUUUCGUUGCGUGUGAGCAUCUCGUCCAGCGAUUGUGUUGCCGCUGCUGACCGAGGGGGGGAACUGCACACACACACACAUGCAGACACACAGACACAGACACAGACACGUGCAGACAGGCACACGAGUCUCCUGCCUACUUAGGAAUGACGUGCUGGUAGAGCCACGAUGCAGGGAACGUGGAAAGGCCUGGACACAAACACAAUGGCGUAUACGCAAUUGUGUGGGUGCACCGUCCCCCCCACCCUCCCACCGACCCACGCCACUUACCCCUCUCUCCCCAGUGCAGCUGGAUGUAGUCCUCCGAGAAGGUCAGCCUGGCCCCGCUCCCCAGCACUGAGGAUGAUGGCAGCUGACAUACAGACACACAGACAGAGAGAGAGAUGGACGAGCCACGCCAACAUCGAUCUACUACCCACUACCUGCCAUGAUUCGUGCAGCCGCUGCAGGUUCUCCGUGCGGUUCUGCGGUGCGUUGUCGUACAGCCUGAUGGACAGACAGGUACAAAGGUGGACCGAUAGACACGGACAACACACACGGACAACACAUGCAUAGAUCUUUGCCUGCUACUCACCAUGUGUAGUGAAAGAACGCCUUCUCGCCACUGACCCACUCGACGCUCACACCUACACACACAAGAAAGUGAGAGAGAAAACAAAGCAAAGCGCGUGUGGUGUCUGUCUGUCUGUGAAGACUGCGUAGCGUACCGUCCUGCAGUUUGGUGCAUGCCUUCAUGUAGGGCCCGGGCACCAGCCGCCGAAUGCCCGACGGUGAGGACGACUGCCGACAGAUGCGAGUCAGCCACAUGAUGGAUUGAAAUCAGAUCUGCUCCACUGCUGCGAGACGCAAGAU